Molecule: messenger RNA, 1849 nt
Organism: Annulohypoxylon maeteangense
Lineage: Eukaryota; Fungi; Ascomycota; Sordariomycetes; Xylariales; Hypoxylaceae
Product: Isocitrate/isopropylmalate dehydrogenase
Exons: 3
Coding region: 542-1624 (360 amino acids)
Biological process (GO): isocitrate metabolic process; tricarboxylic acid cycle
Cellular component (GO): mitochondrion
Molecular function (GO): NAD binding; isocitrate dehydrogenase (NAD+) activity; magnesium ion binding
Source: RefSeq, a predicted model, not a curated record
GGACGUUUCAGGUUGGCCCUCAUUGGUAGCAAACAACCCCCCUCAUAAGAUCUUCGAGCUAUGUAGCAUAACAUGCGGAGUAUUUACCGGGUUCUGCGGGCUGUCAGCGUGGCGCUUUAGGGGCUCCCGGGAGCGUCGAGUGCUAUCAAGUAAGAGGCUAGGAAGCUAGGAGAAAAGUCUGGUAUGCAGAGGUCCCGAACAAAUGUCUUUUAAGGAGCAUGCAUGCACUAGGUUAAUGAUGCAAUGAUCCGUUGCAUUAAAGCGAUGCUUGCAUAUUAAUGUGCAUGUUAAUGCUUCCUAUGCUUCUCGGAAGGAAUAGAAGGCAAUAUCGAACGUGUAAUGCGCAUUAAAAGGUAAAUUAGCCCCUAAGAUCCUUGACAGCUUGGAAGAUUUGGAAGGAGCUAUGGUACCCCUCCGAUCCCGGCAAUUGAGGACCCCACCAUGAUUUUACCAUAGCUUCAGAACACACAAAUUUUAUCUGGGGAGAGCUUUCCGUCGAUGCUUCACCAAUUAAACCAAAAAUAGCAAUUGAACCACCGUCAUGGCUUCUAGAGUUCUCAGAAUAGGCCUCAUCCCCGGCGACGGCAUCGGCCGCGAAGUCAUCCCCGCUGGCCGCCGCAUCCUCGAAGCCCUCCCCAGCUCCUUAGGUCUAAAAUUCGAGUUCUCAGACCUAUACGCCGGCUUCGAGACCUUCGAGCGGACCGGCGCCGCGCUCCCCGACGCCACCGUCGAAGCUCUGAAGCAAUCUUGUGAUGGCGCUCUCUUCGGUGCCGUAUCGUCGCCCACGUCCGCCGUAAAGGGAUACUCCUCACCUAUCGUAGCGCUGCGCAAGAAGCUAGACCUAUACGCCAAUGUGCGACCUGUGAAGACGGUGCGGACGGCGACAAAGCCAAUCGAUAUGGUCAUCGUGCGCGAGAACACCGAGGAUCUAUACGUGAAGGAGGAGCGCACGGUCGACGUGCCAGGCAGCCCAACUGGCAAGUACGCCGAGGCCAUCAAGCGCAUUUCCGAGCGCGCGAGCAGCCGUAUCGCGACGAUGGCCGGUGAAAUCGCCCUGCGUCGACAGAAGAUCCGCGACGUCUCCCCGACCUCGUCGAUCCACUCCAGUCCCCUCGUCACUAUAACGCAUAAGUCGAACGUUCUCUCCCAAACCGACGGUCUCUUCCGCAGCGCCUCCCGCGCCGCCCUCGCGAACCCGAAGUUCAAGAGUGUCGGUGUCGAGGAGCAGAUCGUGGAUAGCAUGGUCUACAAGCUAUUCCGCCAACCUGAAGCCUACGACGUCAUUGUCGCCCCCAAUCUCUACGGCGAUAUCCUAUCCGACGGCGCCGCGGCGCUCGUUGGUUCGCUUGGCCUGGUUCCUUCUGCCAAUGUGGGCGAGGGCUUUGCGAUCGGUGAGCCGUGCCACGGCAGCGCGCCCGAUAUUGAAGGUAAGGGUAUCGCGAACCCGAUUGCGACCCUGCGCAGCACGGCGCUCAUGCUCGAGUUCUUGAACGAAGAGGAGGCUGCGGCUAAGAUUUAUGCUGCUGUUGAUGCUAACCUAGAGGAGGGUAAGCUGUUGACGCCCGAUUUGGGCGGCAAGGCGACGACGGAGGAGGUUGUGGUGGAUAUUUUGAAGAGGUUGUAGGUGUCUGCUAUGUAGAGCAGAUAUUUCACCUAGUGACUUGGGUAGCUUAGGUGUCUUCGGGUUCCAGUUUUAGGAGAAAAGGGGUAGGACCUUAAAAAGGGAAGAAAGGGAAGGUUAAAAGUAGAGAACAAAAAAAACCGGGGUCUAGGUUCCUAGAUAUGAAUACAACGAUUUCACACAAUUAUGAAGCGAUGCGAUAAAAAUAUAUUCCCGAAAAUAGAGAGA